Messenger RNA from Gadus morhua (Atlantic cod), 2421 nucleotides. RefSeq names its product serine protease 23. Lineage: Eukaryota; Metazoa; Chordata; Actinopteri; Gadiformes; Gadidae. Gene Ontology annotation, biological process: proteolysis. Gene Ontology annotation, molecular function: serine-type endopeptidase activity. The coding region runs from base 288 to 1511 and encodes 407 amino acids. The transcript is spliced from 2 exons. The record is from RefSeq and is a predicted model, not a curated record.
GCUCGUCUGGUCGCAGAGGAAUGAAUGCACCACCUACACUGAACCCACAGCGGCGACCGGCCACACUGUCACAGCACGGAGAGCACUUUUUAACGGGAACCGACUGGAAUUAACUCCUCAGAGACGGAGGAAUACAUAUUUAAAAAGUAUGCGUACCGCUUGUUAUAACACAUAACCGCCUUCAUUCACGUCCGAGGGUCGUUUUCCUCCGAUUCGUGGGUGAUAAAAACAACUUUGCAACUUUUUUUCUCGACCGUCUGUCAGCGAUUCACCUGCGGACGAAAACCAUGCGCCCGAGGGGAGAGCUCUCGCGGUCUGCCCUCCCUCUCCUCUUCCUCCCCCUCCUCUUCCUCCCAGCCGUGGUCCAGUCCGCCCGCCAGCAGUGGCACCUCCAGCGGGUCCCGGUGGUCCUGCCCCUGCAGACGGACGCCCGCCCCGACCCCAGCUUCCUGUCGCCCGCCCACCUGGAGGUCACCUCCCCCUGCGACCCAGAGUGCCACCGGGCGGCGCCCCGGCCCAGCUACUGGGACCUGCGGGAUCUGCUGGCCUUCGAGACGCUGCACAGCGACGGCCACCUCACCGAGACCGCCGUCGGCAUCUACGGUUACGACCCCCGCGCCGACACCAGCCCGGCGUACCUCGUCGCGGACGCCGCCCCGCCCCCGACGAAGACCCCCAAGGCGCCGGUGCGGAGGAGGAGGCAGAUCUUCGGCCAUGACGGGCGCUUCAGCAUCGCGGGGCGGGACCACCUGCUGCAGUACCCCUUCUCCGUGGCGGUGAAGCUCUCCACCGGCUGCUCCGGCACCCUGGUGGGCGAGCGCCACGUGCUGACCGCCGCCCACUGCGUCCACGACGGGAAGAACUACGUCAAGGGCGCCCAGAAGCUCCGCGUGGGCUUCUUGCGGCCCAGCCAACGAGACUCCUCCCCUUCCUCCUCCGCCAACUCCACCAAUCACGCCGAGGCGGCCCUGGGCUCCGCCUACUACUCGCCGCCGUCCAACCACAAGAUGCGCUUCCAGUGGAUUCGCGCCAAGCGCACGCACGUGCCCAAGGGCUGGGUGAAGGGCAACGCCAACGACAUCGGCAUGGACUACGACUACGCGCUGCUGGAGCUCAAGAAGCCCCACAAGCGCCGCCACAUGCGGCUGGGCGUGAGCCCGCCCGCCCAGCGGCUGCCCGGCCGCCGGGUGCAGUUCUCGGGCUUCGACAACGACCGGCGCGGCCAGCUGGUGUACCGCUUCUGCGCGGCGGGCGAGGAGACGGCCGACCUGCUGUACCAGCACUGCGACGCGCAGCCCGGCGCCAGCGGCUCGGGCGUGUACGCGCGCAUGUGGGACCGGCGGCGGCGGCGCUGGGAGCGGAAGGUGAUCGGCGUGUUCUCGGGACACCAGUGGGUGGAGCAGGACGGCGCCACCAAGGAGUUCAACGUGGCCGUGAGGCUCACGCCGCUCAAGUACGCCCAGAUCUGCUACUGGAUCCGCGGCAACUUUGUGGACUGCAGGGAGGGCUGAGGGGGACGGGGGGAGACCUGGGGGGAGAGAGUCUGGGGGAGGGCUGAGGGGGAGACUUUGGGGGAGAGGGGUGGACCUGUACUGGAUUAGAACCUGUUGGAGUGGACCACACACACACACACACGACUGACACACACGCCCGACACACACACACACGACUGACACACACACACACACACACGACUGACGCACACGCCCGACACACACACACGACUGACGCACACGCCCGACACACACACACACGACUGAAACACACGCCUGACACACACGCCUGACACACACACACACACACACGAGAUGAGAGGUGAAGAGCCGGGGACGAUGAGGUCAUGCUUGCUUAAAGAUUCCAGGUGCGAGGAGGCGAUGACACGCGAGAGGCGAUGACAUCAGGGUGACAUCAUGAUGACAUCAUGACGGUGCAGGGCUACCCUGCGCAGGACAUUGAGGAAGACGAGCAGAGCAUCAUGGUUUCACUUUAUACGCUUUAUUCUAAUUAUACUAAGAUUGCACUGUUUCUAAGCCUUGUGGGCAGGUUUCUUCUGUAAACCACUUGUGUUUUAUGUGAAUGAAUGUAGUUUGCUAUUGCCAAAGUGAUACUUGUUGCUUUCAAAAAGGCAAACUAGUACUCUUGAUCCACACAAAGUGUGGAUUUUACUAUUGACGUAUGUAUGCUGCCACCUAGUGGAGAUACAGUACAUUGCACUUGUCCGUCACAGUCAACAGCACCAUUUCUUCCUUUUGAGAAUUUCAAUGUUUCAAAAACCGCAACUCUAGAGUUAACGCAUAGACGUGUUUUGCGCUGUAAAAUGUCACUUAAGCCUAUAUAAUCAUCUAUGCUUUAAUCGUUGAAACAGUUAGACUCCAUUGAGAAAUAAAAAAGGUAAAUAAAUUAAAACAUAAGAAAAAAACA